Molecule: messenger RNA, 5458 nt
Organism: Salmo salar (Atlantic salmon)
Lineage: Eukaryota; Metazoa; Chordata; Actinopteri; Salmoniformes; Salmonidae
Gene: tnfsf14
Product: TNF superfamily member 14
Biological process (GO): immune response
Cellular component (GO): membrane
Molecular function (GO): tumor necrosis factor receptor binding
Source: RefSeq, a predicted model, not a curated record
CACACGCACACACGCACAAAUGCACACACGCACACACGCACACAUGCACACACAGAGAUGAACACAUCCAGUAAGCACUGACUGACGUAGGAUGUCCAUGGAUGUUGAAAAUUUGGUGAAAUUUGGUCAGUCCAUCUUGGUCUUGAUUUCAACAUCAACAGAAGUUCAUUUCCAGACCGGCCUUGAUUUGGCCCUAAAAUAAACGUAUAUAAUUGGUUCAGAUUUGGUCCGCUCUGGACCACCCUUGAUUUGGCCCAAACAUGGACAUCUAUGAUUUCUUAAGAUUUGGUCAGCUCUGGGCGGGCCUAUGUUUGGUUCAGAUUUCGUCCUGUCUGGACUAACCACAUUUUUAUCAAUGUCCGUAAAAUACGUAUUUUCGAUGUCUGUAAAAUACGUUUUCAACUUUCACUUAGAACUGAAAAUGAACGUGACUUCAACGUCCGUAAUUAUGUCUUUUCAACUUCUUUCCAACAUCAUUUUGCUCACUGGACACUCAUUUCAUACAGUUUUUUUUGGCCAGAAUUGUCCACUCAGUAACAAUUUCCACAGUAUUCCAAGGAGUCCUGGAUUCCAUAGAAUCAAUAAAAACAUACACAUCACAUAAAAGUUGUCUAGAUCAUAACACACAUACACAAUAGCAUACACAGCAUACCCAGUAGUAAACAUACAAAAAUAUGUACACACAUACAGCAUAUGUCGUGUACAUACCAUUUUUAAGGAGAACUUGUUGUACGUUUUAGUUAUAUCACAUACAGAAUGUUUUUUUAGAUGUGUACAUUAUGGUCAGAGAGGCUGUGGGUGGUGCUAUUACCAAGGGAAAGCUUUACAUUGUUAUUGCAAUGUGCUCUUGUUAGUUUUGGAUGAGGUUUACUGUUUGCCACUGAUCUAAGAUCAGAUUUGUACUGCCCCAGCCUGAUAGCUAAGGGGGUUUGGAAAGGGUGUUGAUCCUACAUCUGAAUAUGAUUAUGAAUAUAUGAUUAGUUGUAGAUUCUUUUCUCUAGUGGGUAAUUGAAAAGUUAAAGAGUUGAAAAUUACUUUUAGAACACACCUUAGAGAGCAUGCUGAAGCUAAAUAUGGACACUCCUGCUGUGUACCUUUUAUCCACUUCCUGACAAAGUAAACCCCAAACCAUCUACAAGUGGCAAGCAGAGACGCAUUUUUCCAGUCUUUGGUAUGACUUGACCGGGGAUCGAACUCCCAACCUUUCAAUGUCAUGGCGGGCAAAGAAUGAUCUUGACAAAGCAUGUGGUAAAAAAAAUGACCAUGAAAAGUCUUAACAACACAAGAAUAACAAUACAAUGAAGCGUAUGUUUUUUUUUUUUUUUACUAGAAGCUGCGCUGUAAAGGUACAUGAAUAUAUUGGUCUUAUCAUGAUUUUAUUGUUUUUGCUGGUAGAGUAGACAGCAGACCACUCUCUACCAGAUCAGAUACUCAGCAUGAGAGUGGCUGAGAGUAAGUGAGAGGAAGUGUGAACAGAGAGACAAAUGAUUGCGAAACUCCAUGUAUGCUGUAGUAGGCUAGAGUAGGAGGGUGUAUGUAGUGUAGUGGGGAGGUGAUCAUACUCAGUGCAUGGCCACUCUUUAAGAUGCUCUUUUGCAUUUGCCUCGCUCGAUCUGACUGAUUGAAACUUAACACCAGUAACUGUUCUCUCUCUGUCAAGAUUUAUUUUGGUUAAGACACAUUUUGCUUUCUGUGACUGCUCUUUGGGGAGGUGGUCGUUUCUGUGAAGGAUUUCCACAUUUCUCUUAUCUGGAAGUUUUCUUCCACUACUGUGUGUCUUGUCUUGUCUGCUGACAAGACGACCUGAGGAGUCAUACUGUACAACCCACACUAGUGCUUGGUCUUGCUCUGGGAAAAAAUCUCUCUGUGUCUCUCGUUGUGUGCCGGGACCCCUGGGGCGUGGACCUCGCUCGGAUACUACUUGACUUCCUCUUGGAGGAUCCUUUUUCAGUUCCUUAUAAUCUCUGAUCGGAGAGAUCAUGGCUGAGGGUGGUGUCCCGUACCCCUCCGUGUUCAUGGUGGAUAGCCAUGCAGCCUACCCACCGCUGCCCCCCAAACCGAGACCUCCUGGUCGGGGUGGUGCGGCCCAAAGCCUGCUGUUCUUGCUGGUUGGUCUGGCUUUGUGUGGCUUGGCCAUAGAGGCCUGCUUCAUCUACCACCUCUACUCCAAACAGGGAUCUGCGGUGUCAGGGUCAGCUGGUAUGAGUAUCCAAGACCAAGAGGACAUUCCGAAGGAGGUGCCCCCAACUUCAAGACCAAACCCGAUUGUGUUGCCUUCAAAACCUGUUGCACAUCUGACAGCUGGACCUCAAGCACCCCAUGGAGAUGGAGUCAUGGUAUGGGAUAUGCAGACAGAACCGCUCCUCCAUGAAAUGGAGUAUAAAGAUGGCAAGCUUGUCAUCCAGAAGGAAGGCUACUACUACGUCUACUCUAAGAUCUUCUUCAGUGAGGUCGAUGUUGCAUUCACACACUCGGUCUGCAGAACUACUCCACGGUACCUUAGGAAGGACAUUGAACUCCUUAAGUCCAGGAGAUAUUACCCCAAGUCUGGGAAAAUGAUAUCCUCAUCAAACAGCUACCUGGGAGGGGUGUUCCACUUCUUUAAAGAUGACUCCAUCUUUGUCAAAGUGAAAAAUGUCACUCAAGUUCGGAUACACUCUUCCACAGAGAACGUGUUUGGUAUCUAUAUGAUAUAAUAAGCCUGGGGUUGAUGAUGAAGAUACUUUUUUUUAGAUAGCUGGCUGAUUAUCAUUGGUUUAAGGAAUAAUAAUACUGUAGGCUAAUUUACAUGUAAUAUUGCUACGCAGGGCCUUCCCCCUUCCCGGCACACCAUCAUUUUCUUUAAACAAAUCCUUGCAUCAAGAUGCAAUUCGAUGCGUGGAAAAUUGACUGUUGAAGAAAAUCCCCUUUAUAAUAAAGCCAUAAUAACAUUUGCCAUGUGCCAUACACUAGGCUACAGUUGAGCAGAGGGGUUUUUAGGAUUUCCUCACAUGGGGAUUGUUUUUAGCAGGGUCGUAAAAGAAUCCGCCUUUUAAAAAACGCAUUUCAUGCAGUUUUACGUCAUUUACAUGACCUAAAGACAUUAGUUGAAUCUUUUUAUUACCACACAACUGACUGAAAUGACUGGCUACUCUGACACUGACAAACUGAGAUCAAUCUGGUCUUGAAUUCAAACAAACAAUAGCCCAGGCCAAUGAAGCGACACACGGAUUGUACAAUAUUAGGAGGCAAUAUAUAUACAGUAUAUACUGUAUAUCAUAGGUUACAGUAGGUUACUAAAUAAAAUGUUGAGUGGCACACUGAUUCAGCUAAUGAUGAAGAUGAAGCCAUAGGCUUCUCACGGUGAGGGCUGAUGCGCUAGUUGUGGCAAUAGCCUAUCUCAAGAUGAGCUACUUUGAAAAACAGUGCUGCUGUUAGCUAAAAAUUGGGAGUUGUUAAGACAUUUUUUUUAUUGGUUCUAUAGACAGAUUAGUCUUCUCUUUUCACCAGUAAGCAUUUGCUUUCCAAACUGUGCGUUCUUCCCACAAUUUUAUUUUGAAAUCUGAAAACUGACAGCUGCUUCCCAACCAUAGAAAUACAAUCCAUAGAUGACAGUUCCCAUUCAAGUCAGAACUGGCAUCCAUUGCUGGUGUACCCAUGAGUUUAACAGUAAAAUUGCCAGGGUAAGAGGUUACAAAUCACUUCAAUGGAGUAUAUAUCUAUGGCCAAAAAGCAACAAGCUGUAGCCUAUUUGGGGCGCAUGACCUUCCUGACUGUAGGCAUACCAGUAACUGCCAAAGUAAAGGAAACACAUGAGUAAACAAGGGAUACAAGGGAUACAGUAUGUUAUGGUGUGGGGUGCAUUUUCCUGGCAUGGUUUAGAGCCACAUGUAUAAUCUAUGCCAAGGAGCAUUGAAGCUGUUCUGGCAGCUCAUGGUGGCGCAGCUCCCUUUUAAGACACUUUUUGUUGGUGUUUCCUUAAUUUUGGAAGAUAUCUGUAUGCGCUUGUGAUAAAACUUAAUUCACAGUUAUUUCUUUAUAAAUGAUUUAUCCUCUGCGGCUAAAUUAUGCUCUCUGGUGUAUUUUGAACAUUGAGAGCGGGCGCCUGUGGUUGGAUAAAAAAUAUAUAUAUAAAAUAAAAAGUAUUAUUAUUUUUUGCCUCUUGGGCCCAGUCUUUGACUCACACAAUUGACUAGUCCUAUUUAUUUAUUAUGCAGUUAUUAUUUAUAUUUUUUUAUUAAUCAAUUACCCAAUCAAGACAGGGGACCCCCUACCUCCUCUCCUCCCCCCACCUGAUGAUUAGCAGAGCGGCAGCAGCAGGCAGCAGCAGGCAGCAGCAGGCAGAAGCAGGCAGCAGCAGCUAGACUUAUUGAGAGCAGGGUCCUGAGUCUUCCUGUGAUUGGCGGUUGUAGUGAAAAAGUAUAAUCUAUAUUCUACGUAUAUAAUAUAUACUACAUAUAAUAUAUAUAUAUAUAUAUAUAUACAGUAUAUAUUUCCUUAAUAGUUAAACAUUUAUUUAAAAACAAAAAAAUGAAUUGCUGCCUCUUGGGCCCCCAAUGGGCCUGGACGCAGAUGUUUCAGCCCCGGUAAACCCCUGCAUUAAUCCGGCCCUGUUGCUAAGGUAAAUCAUAAAAUCGGAUAAAUUAUAAUAUAUUGAUUGAUUUUGCUUAUGUAGAAUAAAACAUUUUUUUUUAUCAGUGUUGGUGGUGAAAGUGCUGAAUAUUCUGGAGUUAACAUUAUUAGGGAUGUUUGUAUUCACUCAGUGUUACUUCUCUUUUGUAAGUAGUGUUGUUGUUAUUGAUGGGGGUUUUGGUCAGGAGGUAACACAUUAUGUUGAUAGUCCGCCCUCAAGAACAAGAACAAAAAAACUGUAUGAAUAUUACCUCUGUAUGCUAGGGUUCAAUGCAUAUUUACAGACAUCAGCUCUUUAUACUCUUACUUGUUUGUUAUAUUGAUCUGAUUAAAAAUAAUAUAUCCAUAAUAGUAUAAGGAAAUACAUAAUAUAGAUAAUGUAGAAAAAUAUUAAGAUAUUUAGAUAAUUCGAAAUAGAGACAAGUAGAUAUAUUCUACAUUAUUGAAACGAUUUAAGAAUACCUGAUAUUCAGGUAAAUUGCAUGUAAACCACUGCAUAGUGUUCAUGAUAAGGUCAAAUGUUAGACUAUCUAUUUCCCUCUUUGUAUACCCUCCAUAAAAUGACCUAGUAAUUAACUAAUUUCAAUACCCUCGACAUGUAUUUCACCUUUUGGGGUUUUAUAUUUAUUUAGCAUUUUAUACAAAUGUAAAGUAGUCAUUGUCCUCCAUAUUCUGAUAAACACGACUUAUCAAUUUCCAUAUAUAGUGAGAAAUAAAAAAUAAUAUAUUUUUUUUCUACUUCUUGGACGCCAACGCUAUGCAAGCAGUAGGCUAUAGCUGUAACACAUGCUGUGUAUUUUGUAUAUUCUAUCCUGCAAAUAUUCAAAUAAAUAACGAUUCUGUGUGA